AUGGAACGAGAAGGAAAAUCUUUCGAGGAAUCUGACAAUGGAAAUUUCAGUUCUGAGGCAGGCAAAAUGCCCUUGUUACCUGCUCGUGUGAGCAAACGACUUGGUCUGGCAGAGCAUGGAGAAGACUCUCCACUUGAAAAGAGGUUGAAGCAACUCUUGGUUGAGUUGGGUAUGAAAACGGAAGAGAUAGAGACACUUGAAGUUGAAGCCAUACUCAAGAGUAAUGAAAAGAUGGAGAAACUUGAAGCUUUACUCAAGACUAAGGAAGAGAUGGAGAAACUUGAUGCCAUGAUCAAGACUGAGGAAGCUCAGCUCCUGAAACUGAAGCAGCAAGGUGAACAACUGGUUGUUGAGAUCAAGGCUUUGGAGGAAGCGUCGACGAUCUUGGAAAUAGUUAGAGCUCUAUGGUGA
This is a messenger RNA of Oldenlandia corymbosa var. corymbosa, 411 nucleotides long. The record is from the annotation of a GenBank genome assembly. Lineage: Eukaryota; Viridiplantae; Streptophyta; Magnoliopsida; Gentianales; Rubiaceae.